CCUGCGAGCGUUCCCCGACUCCUGACCCGCCCACUCCAGACCCCAAAACUCCGGAUCGGAGCCCAGGAUCCCGGACCAGUCCGCGGAGCUCGCGCCGGGCAGGCGCCACGAUGUCCGGCCCUUGGUUUCUGCUUGCCAUGGUUUUGACCCUGACCCUGAGCGGUGUCCGCGCACAGCCGGAGGUGGCCCAGCAGGAGGCGGCUAUAGCCGCCGAGCAACUGGGCCUGGACGACCUGCUGCGGCAGGCGGAGCCCCUCCUCCUCCUCCGGGAAGACCUCCAGCGACUCCGAGAGGACCAGGAAGAUAGCGAAUCAGAAGCUCAGAAACUCCCACUGGCCACACCCUCGGCAGGUGAGUCCCAGAUCUUUCAACCCCAUUGGCUCUCCAAGCGUCAGCAUCCAGGCAAAAGGGAGGAGGAGUUAGAAGAGGGAGUUGAAGAGGAAGAGGAAGAAGGAGGGGCCGUGGGACCCCACAAGCGGCAGCACCCUGGCCGGCGCUCCUCCUGGCUUGGGUACACUUUCACCAAGAGGCAGCACCCAGGCAGACGGCUGGUGGAUCCCCAGGCCCAAAGCAGCUGGGAAGAGGAGGAGGAGGAGGGAGAGCUGAUGCCUGAGAAACGCCAGCAUCCGGGAAAGAGGGCCCUGGGAAGCCCAUGUGGGCCCCGGGGAUCCUGUGGUCAAGCCAGCCUUCUGCUGGGCCUCCUGGAUGACCUGAGCAGGGGCCAGGGGGCUGAAGAGAAGCGGCAGCACCCUGGGCGGCGAUCAGCCUAGGCCAGGGAACCCCUGGAGGAGUGAGCCCCGUUUCCUGUAAAAUCAAUUUGGGGUCUAAGAAUGUCUUGAGCCCUGUAUGCCCUACCCCUUUGUGACCCCCUUUUUCCCUCCUCCUUAGAUGCCUGACCAUACACCUGAGCCCGUGGUAUACAUACACAUCAAACCCCUGGCCUCACCCGCCUACUUCAGGGAUGUGAGAAAGCCAACCUAUGAGUUAAAACCCCAUAUUACCCCACUUUGCGCCACUGGCAAGGGGGCAGAUCCCAGAGUCCCUCUCCCCCCACACCCCUGCAGGCCUGCUCCCCUCCCUAGCCCUGGCUAAGAUGACCCUGCUGUGUCUUCUAAGGGAUCCCCGGAGUGGGGCAGGGUGCCUCUGGUGUGAACAGGCAGUGAGGGUGGGUGGGAUUGAAGCCAUGAUGUCCAAAUCCAGCUUGCAUCCCUUGCCCAUGGGUCAGGGUUUGCCAUGUGUAAACUUCACCCCCAGUAGCCGGGUCUCCUCCUCUUCUUGGGCAUCCUUUUGUGGGUGGGAAGAGCCCUGACCCACAGCUGUGUUCUGCUUGGGGGAAGCAUUGUAGGUGCUGCUGUGCUGUGUGGUUGCUGUGGGAAUAAACAUGUGCAGGAAUUUGUAAACAUCACCUUGGAAGUCGCGGCUUGUAUGUAACCCUCUAGGCACCUUUCCCCUAUCAAUGAUAA
Molecule: messenger RNA, 1463 nt
Organism: Balaenoptera acutorostrata (minke whale)
Lineage: Eukaryota; Metazoa; Chordata; Mammalia; Artiodactyla; Balaenopteridae
Gene: TRH
Product: thyrotropin releasing hormone
Exons: 4
Coding region: 111-770 (219 amino acids)
Biological process (GO): hormone-mediated signaling pathway
Cellular component (GO): extracellular region
Molecular function (GO): thyrotropin-releasing hormone activity
Source: RefSeq, a predicted model, not a curated record